CCCCAAUCCUCACGCCCACAACCACCACACACAACCUACAAGCACCUCACCCACCCAGCGCUAUACUACCCCUCCGCCUCUCCCACACCAACCCAACAAUGCUCCCGCGCCUCCUCCUCUCCGCGCGCAGCGCGCUGCGCCCAUCCCUCACCAAAUGCGUAGCUCCCACAGCAACGAGGGCACUUUCUUCGGUAGCAUUAGCGAAAACGGCAGCUGCGACGACGAGACCGACCGCGGCGGCGGCGGUGGUGAAGACGGCGGAUGUGGCGAUGGAGCAGGUUAGGGGGAUGAAGGUUAGGAGUUCGGUGAAGAAGCUUUGUGAGGGGUGUAAGUCGGUCAGGAGGAAGGGAGGGAAGAAGGGGAAGGGACAUGUGUAUAUUAUCUGCUCGUUGAACCCGAAGCAUAAGCAGCGCCAGGGAUGAGUUGGGGUGGAGGAUUGGAUUGGGGAUUGAAGACUAUUCUUGAGGAGGCAGGACGGGCAAUUGGUGGAUGACACACGCGCAUUGGACCUGUUGAGGGGGAUGGGAAGGCUUGGAGCGAGAGGAAGGGUUGUAAGACAUACAGAUGUGAAGGGGCAUAGCAUUUAUGGCGUUUUGGGAAUGUUGGAAUAGAUAGUAGACUGGGGAAGUGUAUGAUAUAUUACAAUAUGUACAAAAC
Messenger RNA from Pseudogymnoascus verrucosus, 657 nucleotides. RefSeq lists its product as uncharacterized. Bases 99 to 422 code for a protein of 107 amino acids. Gene Ontology annotation, cellular component: ribosome. Gene Ontology annotation, molecular function: structural constituent of ribosome. Gene Ontology annotation, biological process: translation. The transcript has 2 exons. Lineage: Eukaryota; Fungi; Ascomycota; Leotiomycetes; Thelebolales; Thelebolaceae. The record is from RefSeq and is a predicted model, not a curated record.